UUGAUUUGUUUUCAAUGUCUUCACGUGUUCCUAUCCAAACAUUUAGUUAUUAAGUGUUCAGAAAUAUGGAUGAAACUGAAGUAAAAUCAAGACAUAUUGACAAGAAUAUUUUAGAUUUAUUCUGGAGCUUGUCAAAUAAAAAACCUGAAGUGAGAGUUAAAGCAUGUGCAAAUAUUUUUCGCAUAUUGCUAAAAAAACAAAAUGAGGUGGAUGAUAAAACUGAAUUAUGCAGUGAUUUGAAGUAUAGCCUGGAGAGACUGGUAAAAGGUCUUGCUUCACCUAGAGAAGCUGCUAGAUUAGGUUACACUCUUCUGUUAACCGAGGUUUUACGAGAGUUUGAUGUUGUUGAAGUGGAGCAAAUUUUAGAUUUCAUUAAACAGUAUCUUCCUUUGUCUGGAAAAUUGGAAAAAAAAGAUGCAACUUUUGGGCAGCUAUUUGCGUUUACAGCUAUUAUAAGGUCCGAAAGAAUUAUCAACCAUAGUCACCUGUCAUUUGUUUUUCUAUCUCUGUUUGAUUUAAGUGUUGGAAAACACUACAUUUCAAAUGUUUGCUAUGAAGUUUCCAAAACAUUGUAUUCCCAGCUUUCACCAGAGAAGUUUAAAGAAGCCCUGUGGCCACUUCUUAAGCAGAAAUUAUCCUGUGGUUGGGAACAAUGCUCAAUGGAUGUCUUAUGGCUUUUAUUACUGUCCCACCGAUUUUUUAUGGGUACUGUCAAUUCAAAAUAUUUGAAGAAGCAUUGGGGAGGUGAAGAUUUAUUUUCAUCAGACAAUUUUCCACAUCAUAAAAGAUUAAUCAAGCAAACAACUGUGUCCUUACCAGUCUUGCAUCCAUUAUGUCUUGAAUUUUUGGAAAUCGUGAAGGAAAGAAAUGAUAUGAAAGAAAUCUGGAAUGCUGUUAUUGAUGAAAAUCUUUUUGAUGAACUGAAUGAAAAAGCAGUUAUUGGAUUUGAAAUGAUAAAAAAAGUUGUGCCAGAAAUAAAAAAGAAGAAAAAGGUGAAAAGUAUACUUUCUCAAAAGUUUGCUUCAACUUUUAUUCGAGGCUACAUAAAUCCUAAACAUGCUUUAAAUGCAGCUGCUACUUCCUUGGCAGAAUUCUUCUCUACAUUUGUUAAAACUGAUGCCACCUCAGAAGUACAGAUCAUUAUUUUAAAAGUGUUUCUACAGUUACCUGGUAAUGGACUGUUGGAUCAAAUAUUGAAGAAAAAAGAAGUUUCUGCAAUUAUUCAGAAUCUUUCAUCUGACGCCAUCAAAGCUUUCUGUGAAAUACUGAAACUUAUCGCAUUACAAAGUAAAUUAAAUAAUGAAGAAGAACUUGAAGAAAAUGAAAACUGUCUUAAGAGUAUUCAAGCUGUAAAUCAAAUCGGGAAUCUGACUUCACAUCCUGUUAUAAUAGCUGACAUUGAAUGGAGGUUGAACAUGAUUAAAUUUUUGUUUUUACAUUCAUUUUUUACUGUUAAAGAACCUACUUCUGAAAUUGCUCAUUGUGAUACAGUGAUCAAUCUUACGAGUCCUAUGCAAAAAGUGUUCAUGAAUACUUUCUACAGAGCUCUGGAUUCCCUCCAUCAUCGGACUGAAAAUCAGUCUGCUCCAUUUGAGAUGUUUAUACAGCAAUUAGUUUUACUUUCUGACUAUGCUGAUCAACUUUUAUCUGCAGAUGAAUAUGUUACUCCAAUUUUUUCAGUGCAAAAAAUAGAAGACUCCUGGAAAAUUGCCAAGUCAAUGGUUCAUAAGUUAACCAAGCAGGGUAAGAAGGAUGGCAAGUUGGAUGAAAGUAAUGCUUUCCAAAGCUUGUUUCUACAGCUGAGCUUUCUGCUGUUUAAUGAGGACGAAAAUACUACUGGUAUUCUUGAGGAAUUACACAUAUGUUGUAAAAAGGCUUUAAGUAUUCGUAAGCAUGGAGAAACUUCAGAAGAUGAGGAAAAUGAACCUCCUUGGGUAGCUGUGGUGAUUGAUAUUUUGUUGUCACUUUUAUCCAAGUCUUCUCAUCAUUUACGCUGUUUAGUCAGCUCUGUCUUUCCUUUAUUUUGUCCAUUUGUCACAGCAGAAGCACUGCAACAAAUUCUUGAUGUCAUACAUCAAGAAAAGUCUGAUGAAUCUAUUCUUGUUGAGGAAUCUGAUGAAGAUGAAAAGGAUUUAGACUUCAAUUCAGGAAGUAGCAGUGAGGAUGAUGAUGAUAAAGCUUCAAAUGAUGCUGAAGCUGUGGAUGAGGAAUUUAGAAAAAAAGUUAAAGAAGCAUUAGGUGCUGCUGCAGAAAUUAGUGAUGCAGACUCUGUAGUAUUGUCUGAUUCUGAAAUGUUCAAAGUUGAUGAUGCUCUUUCAAAGGCAUUUAAAGCUCGAGCAAAGUCUGGACAUACUAAAUUAAACGAGGAAGACAAAACACUACUACAUUUUAGAAUUAGAUGUUUAGAUCUCAUCACUGCAUUUCUGAAAUCUGAACCGCCGAUGCAGCUUGUGCUGCAAUGCAUCGAACCUUUAGUAGCUGCAUUUGAGCAUGGCCAUCGCGGCAAGCAUCAGAAGCAUCUUCUUUACAAGACUGUAUCAGCUAUACAGGUUAUGACUGCUGUUAAGAAAUAUAAAAGUCUUGAUGAAGUUCAGAAGUCUGAGUUAAAAAGAAUAUUAGAAAUUUUAGUUGCAAAAAGUUGCAAAGAAGUGGACAUGACAGUAGCAAAUAAAUUGUAUUCACUCUGCAUUUUUGUGGUGCUAUGCUUCCGAAAACUACAAUCAAAGUCAAGUCCUGAAAAAAAGGCUUCUAAGCUACCUACUUACAUGAAGAUAUAUUUGUCAGCUUUAGAUGCAUUUGUUAAAGAAAGUAAAAAUAAUCUGUACCCUCAGUUUUUCACAUCACUUAUGGAAGCAUGUCCUGACUUAGCCUGGGAUUUUGUGGAACCAUGUAAAAAUUAUGCUUUUGCUGAUAGUACACGAAUGUAUAAGAAAACCCAGUGUCUUGGUUUGAUAUUUGAAGCCAUGAAAUAUUCUAAAGCUCAGCAAAGUAUAUCUACUGAAAAAUGGCUGCAGUUUGGGAAAGAACUUAUUCCGCUAUCUGUCGAGAAUCUGAAAACUGGAUUAAGUAAUGACACUGUAAAGCCACUGUAUUUGACAGAAUUGUUGAAUGUGAUUUAUUCAGUUCAUACCCUUGUUAAAGAAAAAACAAAUCAGCUACUGUUAAAACCCUAUGCAGAGUUGGUUCCUCUUCUAAGUAAUAUGAAGAAAAAAGAUGUAAAAAGAAUAGCUAAAAAAGGAAAACUUCUUCGAAAUCAAAUUAUUCUUUGCCUUGGAGGGAGCAUUAAGAAAGAGGCAAUACCUGCUGAUGAAGACACUGGUAAAGUUGUAAAUAGUGAGGAAGAAGAAAAAGCCGCAUCUCCUGACAAGGUGCAAUUUGUGAAUGAACUUGAUUCUUCGAAAAAAAAGAAAUCAAAAUCACCAAAGAAAAAAAAGAAAAUAAAGUUAGAAAAUACAAAUUAGUAAAUUAUACUGUAAAUAAGGUUGUUUCAAUUGUAAAAUGAAUUCUGUAAUAAAUAUUUUAUAAAUAAACUCCAGCAUGC
Messenger RNA from Uloborus diversus, 3541 nucleotides. It is a transcript of the gene Mybbp1A, whose product is annotated as myb-binding protein 1A-like protein. The record is from RefSeq and is a predicted model, not a curated record. Gene Ontology annotation, molecular function: transcription factor binding; RNA binding; transcription corepressor activity. The transcript is spliced from 31 exons. Gene Ontology annotation, biological process: regulation of DNA-templated transcription. Lineage: Eukaryota; Metazoa; Arthropoda; Arachnida; Araneae; Uloboridae. Gene Ontology annotation, cellular component: nucleolus. The coding region runs from base 66 to 3461 and encodes 1131 amino acids.